AUGGACUUGAGAGGACAUGGAAGGGUGGGAAUAGCAGCAUUCUUAAUUAUUUGUAAACUGUUAUGCUUGUUAUGGCCGGACAUCAUAAGAGCUAUUCAAUUACAGGGUGAGGAUAUUACUGUGGCAGCUGUAAGGGAAGUUAAAGAAGAAACAGGAAUUGACGCCGAGUUUUCAGAGGUAUUAGCAUUCAGGCAAGCACACAAGUUAUUUUUUGAGAAGUCGGAUCUGUUUUUUGUGUGCAUGAUGCGUCCUCUAUCCUUUGACAUCCAAAAGCAAGACCUAGAGAUUGAGGCAGCUAAGGGCAUUCCUCUUCAACCGAGCAACGAGUGCGGGUACUUUGUGAUGCGAUACAUGCGGGAUAUCAUUGAGGAUAAAGACUUGUCGUUGUUUGCUACCAAGUGGGAGAGGAGAGGCAGCAACCAAUAUACCCAAGAAGAUAUUUUGAUCAGUUGCGAAAUGAGUGGGCGAAGUUUGUGGUGAAGACGUAUGUGUAGGAGCCAUGAAAUAGUUUGCUAAUGAAAGAAAACAUCUUUUUUGUGCUUCUCUGCUGGUACAUUAUUCAUGCACCAUAUA
Molecule: messenger RNA, 573 nt
Organism: Rosa rugosa (rugosa rose)
Lineage: Eukaryota; Viridiplantae; Streptophyta; Magnoliopsida; Rosales; Rosaceae
Product: nudix hydrolase 2-like
Exons: 6
Coding region: 1-480 (159 amino acids)
Molecular function (GO): NAD binding; ADP-ribose diphosphatase activity; NADH pyrophosphatase activity
Source: RefSeq, a predicted model, not a curated record